This is a messenger RNA of Mucor mucedo, 459 nucleotides long. RefSeq lists its product as uncharacterized. The transcript has 2 exons. The annotation marks the transcript as partial. The record is from RefSeq and is a predicted model, not a curated record. NCBI's taxonomy places the organism in Eukaryota, Fungi, Mucoromycota, Mucoromycetes, Mucorales, Mucoraceae.
GUCGAUCUUCCUGUUGCACCCGAGGAUGCUAUUACCAGUUCUGAUACCCCCAAGGGAUUCUCUCGUUUGUUGAGAUUCAAAGAAAUGGCUCUCAAGAGACAACAAGAGAAGAAGGAUAUUAAAUCAGGAGCCAUUCCCAAUCCUGCUGCAACUGUCACAAAGAAGGUGGGCAUUCAACCAGGAGAAAAGAUGAAGGAUUUCGUAAAGAGAGUCGAAACCGAAUACAAGAACGACAUGUUGACAGCUCAAAAGGCUGCUAAACCCGUCAGUGACCGAAAGAAGCGUAAUCAGGAGACAAGAAAGCAAAAGAAGGCAGCCAAGAUCCAAAAGGAAGUUGAUUUCUUCGGUGGUCGUGAUUUCGAUGAUUUGAAGGAUACCGUCAAAUUUGGUGAGGUUGCUGAUGCACCUCCUACUUUGAAUAAAAUACCAAAGGCUCGUGGACGUGAGAAGCAGGUAUGA